Messenger RNA from Colletotrichum higginsianum IMI 349063, 1017 nucleotides. Its product is annotated as putative Epoxide hydrolase. The record is from RefSeq and is a predicted model, not a curated record. The coding region runs from base 1 to 1017 and encodes 338 amino acids. NCBI's taxonomy places the organism in Eukaryota, Fungi, Ascomycota, Sordariomycetes, Glomerellales, Glomerellaceae. The transcript has a single exon. Gene Ontology annotation, molecular function: catalytic activity.
AUGGCAUCAUCAUCCCUCCCCUCCAAGACCCUCCAGGUCUCGCCCACGAUCACGUACAAGUACUACUACUCCCCGGCCUCCGAGCCGGCCCUGCAGACCCUGCUCUUCCUCCACGGCUUCCCCUCCACCGCGGCCGACUUCCGCCCGCAGCUCGAGCACUUCGCGUCCCGGGGCUACGGCGUCCUCGCGCCCGACCUCCUCGGCUACGGCGGGACCUCGAAGCCGGCCGACGCGCGCGAGUACGUCUGGCGCGCCAUGAGCGCCCACGUCGCCGCCAUCCUCGACGCCGAGGGCCUUGCGGGCCGCGCCGUCGUCGGCGUGGGCCACGACCUGGGCUCCUGGUUCCUGAGCCGGCUGUGCCACCUCCUGCCGCCGCGGCUCGGGCUCGCGGGGCUCGUCUUCCUGGACGUCGGGUACGCCCCGCCCGGCGGGCGGUUCGACGUCGAGGCGAUCAACCGCGUGACGGCGGAUGCGGCGACGGGCGACGAGCGGUUCCGGUACUGGGACCUCUUCGCGGGCGGGCCGGAGGCCGUCGCGCUGAUGGACCGCGAGGCCGCGUCCGUGGUGUCGCUGAUGCACGCGCCGCCCGGCGUGAUGGCGGCAAACCUCGGCCCGCGGGGGCGGGCGAGGGAGUGGGUGUCCGCGGGCCGUGUGGUCGCGCCGGCGGCGGCGGCGGCGGCCGGGGACGCCUUCGCCACGGAGGCCUACCUGCGGGAGAAGACCGCCGUGUUCCAGGAGGGCGGGUGGACGGGGCCGACGAAUUGGUACAGGGCGCUGCGGGACAACCUCUCGUUGGAGGACGAGAGGGACAUGGAGAAGGGGAUCCGGGUGCCGGUGAUGGUGGUCGGGUGCGGGCGGGACGAGAUGACGACGGCGGGGCUGCAGGACCAGAUGACGAGGCCGUGGGCCGGGGCCGGGUACCGCUUCGAGGUGCUCGACACGGGGCACUGGGUCAUGCUCGAGGACGCGGCGGGGACGAACAGGUUGCUGGGCGAGUUUCUGGACGGUCUUCCCUGA